AAAUAUGGCAACGGCCACAUUCUUCAUUCAGGUGUUCUUUUUUAUUAUGAGAAUGCUAAUAAAUAUCCCUACAUUGACAAAAUAUCUGUAGGAGAGGACGAUUAUAAAACGGAUUUUGUUUAUCAAUUUGUAAAAAAUAAAUUUUUUUACCAAUGGGAUAAUCGUAACACAUCUUGUUUUGAUAACAUAAUUGGACCACCUGAGAAAUAUACAAAUUAUGACAAUUCUUGUCAGCCGUUUGAUGAGACUGCUUAUGAAUCAAGAUCAGACGAAGUAGAACUGAACUUAAUUGAUUGCCAAUUUUUGAAUUGGAUUGGCAAAUACAAUAUGAAUACAAAUUUUAUUAAUAUUGAGUUUCAUGAAGCUGUAUAUCCUAUUAAACUCUGCAUGCACGUAAUAGAUAAUUCUGAUAACUUAGUUCGAAUUUGGGUUAAAAAUUAUGAUAAUCAGUGGUUUAUGUUAUGGCACAAAAGUGAUGGAUCUUGUCUCCAACGAGAUUUAACCCUAUUUUUACUGCCUUUACGAUUGUGUAAAUUUAAAACUGUAAUGCUGAGAUUAGAAUUUCAAAAUAGCAUUUUAAGUUUUAAUUGCACAAAACUAGCUGCUGUAAUGCUUAUCGGUACAUCAGAAUUAAUACUUCCUAAAAGACCCAAUCAAGAUUUAGCUUAUCUAUUGAAAUAUAUCAAGAAUUCCAGUAGAUGGAUUCCAGGGGAAAUUCCUUAUUUAGAUAUUGGAUACGAGGAUAUAUAUUAUCUUCAAAAGGAAUUUCGUAAAUAUUUCAUUAUUUCUAAAAGAAUUGGAUCUAAAUUACUGUGGAGAAGAUAUAACCAGUGAAGGAGUUUCGUAUCUCGAAAGACUCGAAUUUUUGGAACGUUUACAUCUUCAAGAGAUAGAUUAUAUAGAAAUUUAUACUCUUUGUAAUAUACUGAGGAAUAAUCGACAGAUGCGUGACUUGAACAUAGCAGGCGUACUAAUAGGUACGCCUACAGUGGAUGUAGUUGCAAUAGAGUUGAAAAAUUCAUGUCCAAAUUUGGAAAGCAUAAAUUUCGAAGGAGAAAACUCUAUUACGUGGCAAGGUAUUGAUGCUCUUGCUGAGUGUAAAAAUUUACAGGAAUUGAAUAUUGGAGGGUACGUGACUUUUUUUAAUACAUAUUACCAUAUUUUCAUUGAAAAUUCGAUCUGUUUGCCUGUCUUACAUGCAUUUUGAAACAGCUAUAUUUUUUUAUUUGCGAAUGAAGGACUGUAAUAAUCAUAACUCGUUUACAACAGGUGUGUAAGCUACAAUUGGAGUAGUGAUAGUUUCCAUAGAUUGUUAUCUUCUUGUCAACACUUGGAAAAUAUCAACUUAGGAAAUUUUCAGGGAAUCACCGAUCGUGAUUUGACAACACUGAUGCUGUGCAAAAACUUAAAAUACUUAGAUUUGUCAAACAUACUUGUACCAUCUGACAUAUGUUCCGAGAUUUUAUUGAAGUGUUCGAAACUGGAAAAGAUUGAUCUUUACUGUACUGGUAUUAAGAAAAGUUUGAUUGAUCAAUGGAACGAAGAAUAUCAGCAUAUAUUAAUUAUCCAUGAUAAUGUAGUUUAAAAAUUAUGAUUCAUCACAAAUGUGCUAAUUAUUUAGAAUAUGGAUCUUAUCACAAAUUUUGAUAUAUACUUAUUCAAUUUUAAUAUGAAACGACAGAAUCUGACAGAGAAAGAACGCUUAGUCUCGCAAAGCAAAUUGUUAAUACUGAAAUAUACCCAAUAAAUAAAGAUUAAUUGAAAUUAA
Messenger RNA from Solenopsis invicta (red fire ant), 1768 nucleotides. RefSeq lists its product as uncharacterized. Lineage: Eukaryota; Metazoa; Arthropoda; Insecta; Hymenoptera; Formicidae. Bases 328 to 834 code for a protein of 168 amino acids. The record is from RefSeq and is a predicted model, not a curated record. The transcript has 4 exons.